CAUCGUUUGCAGGGACGUUGUCCUACAUGCCGCCUGAAGCUCUAAAUAACAUCAACUAUCAGCCUUCGAGAUCGUGUGAUGUUUACAGUUUCGGAAUCUUAGCGUGGACAGUUUUUUCAGGGGAAGAGCCUUACCCAGGUAUUCUUCCAGCAGUAAUCCUGCGCUGUGUAACUGAUGGCCAGAGCCCGCGGUGAGUGUCCUAGACAAGUGCAGUGAUGUUAGAAUGGUGCCAGAAGCCAAAGGGUUAAUGGUCAGAUGCUGGGAUCACAAUGCAGAUAACAGACCCAGCUUCCAUGACUGCAGUGAAUGUACAUCAGUGAUGUAUGAAACUUAUCAGAUGGAGGCUGUCAGUGCAGUUCGAAGUGUUGAAGAUCGUCUCAUCAAUAUGGGUUCUUCUGAUCAGCAAGCGGAUUCAUCUGACUAUGUGAGUGGAGGUACAGAGGAAUUCCUGAAAGCCUUAGAAAAUGGAGGCGUGAGUCAAGAUUCUCAACAUUCAGAUUCAAAAACAUCUGGAGAAGAUACAAAGGCUUUUUGGAAUGUUGAAGACACCAAUAAAAACAAAGAAAAUAUUUGCUCCAGCACAGGAGGCACUAUGGAUAAGCUUGUGGAAGUUCUUAAGGAAUCUGGUGACUACAAAAAGAUCAUGGACAAAUUGAACGAUGAAGGAGUCCUUUCAGAAGAAGAUCAGCGAAACUUAAAUUCCUCUCAGAAUCUGAAAGAUUUUGGCAAUGCAGCAAAAGUAUUUGGGGAAAAACUGAAAGACAAGCCUGUAAAGAUUUUGCCAAUUUUGAAAUCGCUCUUUGAUUUAUGA
This is a messenger RNA of Staurois parvus, 811 nucleotides long. The record is from the annotation of a GenBank genome assembly. Lineage: Eukaryota; Metazoa; Chordata; Amphibia; Anura; Ranidae.